CAUUUAGUUGGGUGUUCACAAGUUGUCGAGACAUCGUGCCGUGCGGCAGAGUGACAUCCGCGUCCGACGUUAUAGUUGCAGGCUGUUCUAGAGGUGCACACGCGCAGAACAUCACGUUUGUCGGAUUGCGUGUCGUGAGUCAUUGUUGUGUUGACAGUUGAAGCAGGUCGGUCCUCGUGUCACCGUCGUCCGCUGAAAGAGUCGGACGUGCGACGUGUAUGGAAGUCGUGCGUUAGGUGGACGGGAAAUACACCUUCUGCGUCUCAACUUUCGGAGCGAUAUCGCGAGGCGCAUAUACCACAUACGCCGCGAGUGCCGCGGGACGAAUGUGUUGAUACGUGGACGUUUUCCUGUGUGUCGCAUCUGGUGAGGGGAAAGAGACGAUCCGAAGGGACCCGUGGCGAUACAAGUACCGUCAGUGAGUCUACGAACCGGACUGCACGGUUAUGUAACGACGGUGAAAAAGUAAACUGGUGUGCUCGGUGGAAAAACAGAGAUUCGCAAACGGAAUUGAGCGAUCGAUUAUCGAAGGCAACCGAUCGUCGCGUUUUAACAAUUACUCGUGCUACGAGCGACGGCGAAGUCAGCGGAGAACAGCUCUAGUCGCGCAACGAGUACUCUAACCAAACUUUCGAUUGGCAGGCAGUCAGUUCCGCGGCAUCGAUGGUGCGGAGUACGACGAUGGAGCAGACGUUCUACGAGGACACGAGCGUCUACGUCGCCGUGAAUCGCGAGAACAACGUGGGCCAGCUAAAACGCAAUCUAACGCUAGAUUUGAACGGAUGUCAGAGACAGGGACCUCAGGCGAAGAGGCCUCGAUUGGGGCCUCUACCGCCGGCGUUAAACAUGCCGCCUAUUUUGAGUUCACCAGACUUGAACAUGCUGAAGCUCGGCUCACCAGAGCUGGAGAAGUUCAUCAUCUCCCAACAGGAGACCUUAACGACGAAUUUACCAACGCCUACGCAGAUUUUGUUCCCGAAGGCUGUCACCGAAGCUCAGGAACUCUACGCCCGUGGUUUCGUUGAUGCUCUGAACGAACUUCAUCACUCGGACAGCUCCCAGGAACCAGGCAGCAUCCAUGGAGCGACGUACACGACCUUGGAGCCACCGAGCAGCGUGCAGAGCACAGAAUCUUCGGUGAGCCAGGGUCUGAUCCAGAUAAAGGAUGAACCCCAGACGGUGCCCAGCGUGUCCAGUUCACCAGCUAUGUCCCCCAUUGACAUGGAGAACCAAGAGAGGAUCAAGUUGGAGAGGAAACGUCAGAGGAACCGCGUGGCCGCUUCCAAGUGCCGCAGGCGCAAGCUCGAGCGCAUUUCCAGGCUCGAGGACAAGGUUAAGCUGCUCAAGGGCGAGAAUACCGAGCUCAGCGCCGCGGUGCACAGGCUGAAGGAGCACGUGUGUCGGUUGAAGGAGCAGGUGAUGGACCACGUGCAUUCAGGUUGCCAGAUCAUGGCUGUGUCAGGUCAGUUCUGAGCCGACGGCCCGGACGGGACUCUCUGACGUGUGUUUCGUCUGGUGACAUGGCUUCAGUAAACGUGGUGACGGUCCCUUGGUCACGGAAAGUUCCCACGAGGGAAACGAUGGACGUUGUCCAUCCGAACGCGUCGUUUUCGUUGCCCUGUUUUCUUCGUUGUUUCCAUGGAGAAAUACGGGGGACGGUGAAGUGUUAGACGGCGUGAUAGAAAGGGAGUGCCUUGGUGUGCCGCGCCGGGGGGACAGAUGUGCUUCCCGAAGGGACACGGGUCGACGAUGGAGAUUAAUAUCAUCUGCAUCUCUGCGUGUGGCUCAGCCAUACGCACGUGAAACGCGCUGCGUGGAACGCUCGCGGCCCUGCGGAUAGCGGCGCGGAGAAGAGGAAGCUUGGAACUGUAUAGUACCGCGGUGAGGAGCGGGGAACGCGGGGAAGAGGCGAGCGGCGAUGGAGAAAAAGGAGAGUGGGUGGGACUUGACGGAGAAGGAAGAGAGGGACCUCGCGGAGCGCGGCCAUUUUGGAGAACCGCGAGUACUGGCGGGAGAUUCGAAUUUCCGCGGUGCCUAGAACAGGGAUAGGGAAUUCACGAUUUUGGAGGCUACUAUGUUGUCAAUCGCGACGAUUGUUCUUCAUUUAUAAAAGAUGGAUUCUCAAAUAUUUAUUCUAGAUAUAUAGAAUUGUAAAGUUAUUGUAGCACUUUGGUGGAAAUUAAUUAUAAUUUGAAGUUCGUUUCGUAGGUUCGUUUCUAAAAAGAAAUUAAUUUAUAUGUAGACACACAUCUCUUCGGAAUAUCAGUAGCGGCCUUGCAAUGCUAGAUUCCCUAUCCUUGACCUAGAAAUUUUCCAUUUUAUAAUAUUCGAGGGAAACUCAAUCAUCGGCGAGAAUCUGUCGAGGCCAAGUUGUCCUCGUUAAAUCGUCGUUUUAUUUUCGUUUUCUCUUCUAUUCUUUGUUCACUUGCUCGAGUUUCCCUCCGCCGGGGAAUAAUACCUCUUUGCAUUCUUUGUAUUUGAUCCACCGAGAUUGUGAUCGGUUUCGUGUAGUUUUUGUAACGAGCGCGUGUGCGCGCUCAAUUAGUAACUAUUUGUCGUUACCGCGGAAUCUUCCGAGUCGCUUACCAUUUUCUCUUGUUAGGAGUUUGAAUUGUCGAGCGAUCAGGAACGAUCCUCGCUUGGUCCGGGAUUUCGUGGCAAUCCGCGAACGGGAGACGUUUUUUCUUCUUUGGCAAAUCUUUUUAUACUCUCGUGACGCGAACUUUAGGAGCGAUCGCGCGCGCUUUUUUUUUCUUCACGUUGAAUAAAUUAUUUUAUUCAAACGAAGCAAGCUUCUGUCGAAGAUUCGUAGGAUGUACAUAAUAACGCUAAUAUACGUAUUCACGCGCAGAGUAACAAUUAAUAGUUUGUAAGAUUCGUUUUUUUUUGUGGGAGGGGAGGGGGGCGAAUGUGUCGAACGUACGUGUAAGAAGCGACUGAAAAACAUAGUGCUUUUUACGGUCGGAAUCUUUGGCAGAGACGGGCAGAAUUUUCGUCGAAUAAUAGAUGAAUAAAAACACGAUAUUUUAUUCAAAUGUCAUAGUUUGAUUGCAAUUUUUAUUCGACGAAUAACACAUCGAAAGUUGUUUAUUCUUCGAAAUUUUUAUCUACAUAAGAAGUUCGCCCAGCUCUGAUCUUCGGUGCCUAGACGCGAAUCAAAAACGCUAAUUGUUAAGUAGCGUAAACACGGUGCUGUAAAAAUGUACUCGAAGAACACACGCGUUAGAUGCAACAGUUGCUAUCCACUUUUCAUUUCCUUUUUUUGGUGAAACAAUCGCGAGCUUACGAAAUUCUUCGAUACUUUCGACCGACGAUUUCUCGACCUCGAUCGUUUAACCCCAAUUUUUCUGAGAGUACUACCAUUGUUUUAAGGCUGUACAAAUAGAAUAGGUGAUGGGAGCAGUUGCCGGCGUUGAAAUCACCGUCAGAGAUCAUCUUCUUGUCGCGUUUGGAUGCGACGCACCGAAUUCCUUCCCUACUUGUCGUCGCAAAAUGUUUGUAAAACAGGUAGUUUAACCCAGGUGUGCCUGAAUGUUGUUCUGUUAUUUAAACAAAAAUCGUUACAUCACAAAUUUUAAAUAUACAGUUUAGGUAUGGCAUAUUUAAGUAAGGAAAAAAGUUUCAGCUAAGUAACGUCGUCAGGAUAUCUAAAUUGAUACUUUUAAAAGAAUGUAGGCUUGAAAUACUUCAGGUACAUUACAAAUCUUCCUGGAAGAACGUCAGACUGGGUUAACGAUAUACAACAUUUAUAUUGGAAUAAUAGUUGAUCUCUUAAAUUCUUUUUGCUCGGUGCAUCGUGUCCAGACUGCAACUCUCCACGAGAAAGCCCCGAGAAUCUUUCCUUCUUAGCUUUUAAGCCUAGCCGUGGCGCAACCAAAAAUUGUCAAAUAGAAGGGGGACAGUAUUUUUUUCGUAUAACAAUAUUUAUAGAUGAACGUAACUAGAUUUUUACAAUGAUAAUUCCUCUUUUAUUGCGAGGUACGUAUCGCGACGAAUUGUUUAAAUACUUUACAAACGAGGGACAAUCCCCUGCCCCCUUCUGGUUGCGUUAACAGUCGGAGACUGGUGUGUAACGAGUCGCGUCCACCUCGGUUCCUCGACAUCUCCGCGUGUCUUGGAGCCUCUUUUGUUUCGUCAUAUGUGCAUCUAGUCUUGUCCAGUAUGCCCUCGUAAAUUAUGCGUACCACGUGCUAUGCGCGGGGAUCUGCAUAAAAUAUACACACAAGUGCACAGGCAUCGAUUGUGUUACCACGCGCGGCGACGACGCUGCAUUUCAAAGGAAUACAAUGCAAAUGGAAAUCGAUUUUUCGCGCGAACGGGGAAAGAAACGUCGGGAAGGUUCGCUUGGGUUGCUUUUCUUUCAAUUUCGAUCGAGCCACGUGGUAACAGAAUCGCGCAGCGUUACCGUUGUGCCAUUACGCAAGGAAUGAUGAAAAAGAAAAGAAUAGGAUUUCCCUCGGAGUAUCGCAACACUUCUUGUCUAUUUGAUGGUCAAAGUUGGCCAAUUACUACUCUAGAUUCCGAUUACUUCUGUUCAUCUGUGGCGCAACAUAUGCAUAAUGUGUUAUUCGUAGAAUACGUUUCGUAAAUUAAUGCAAUAACAUUCACUCUUUGCACGUCUAAGAUUCAGGCACUUAUGUGCGCUUGUGUUUGGUUAAUACGAAUUUGAAGUUUGAAAAUUGCCUUAGAUUCAGAAAUGUAAGAAAAAACUGCUUGAAGUCGAUUACCAACGUACAGCCAAAUUUGUUGGAGUGCAAAUGGUUGAUGUUAAUAUUUUUAGGCAUAUGUUCCUCGCAUUUUCCUGCAAGUGCAUAAAAGCCGCAGUCUGGUAAUCGUAGAUAACAUUAGUAAUCUACGAUCAUGGGUCAGUAAUCUCACUAUUCGUAAUCUUCCGAAGCUCGUUCUACCAGGUUAAUCACGUUGUUGAUUGUGAUUACUUGAUAAUCAGGAAUCGCAUGCUAGGAAGGAAUAAUAAUCGAGAGCUCGUGCGUUUCUUCGUCGAUUCAACGAUGAAAUUGUCCCUGAAUCGGGCGAUUCCACGGAAUCCCGCGACCAUUGUUGCAAAUUCCGUCGAAUCGUCUUGACUUUUCGUUACGUAGCGUGGAUUACGUAACUCCCAGGUUAGGAGACUCUGAAUUCACGGUACGUGCGGCCGAUAACGUGCCGCGAAUAAUCGUCGGAGGAGCGAUAGUCCGGUUUUGCGACUCAUUUUCGUCAUCGCCCAUGUCGAUAACGAAGAAACGCUCAGUCCCCAAAACAAACCAGAAACAAUGAAUGUAACUGGGACAAAUAAUGAAAAAAAAAAAAGAACACUGCGAAUUGUUGCGAUGCUUCGGUUCCGUAGGUCACGAACUUGUUCAGCAUGAGGUGUAGGUUUAAUCUAAGUGGCGUACAAUAAGCGAACUUUGCCAUCGGGAGAUUGCAAUUCGAGAAAGGAAAAGAAAUUCGUUUAUAUUUUUUAGAUACACGUAUUACGGGGUCGUUGGAACAGUCUCUUGGGCGACGUUUUCAUCGCGGAGGAAAAAGAUUUAUCAAACAAAGAUUUCACUCGCUACUCUUUGUUUUAUUUAACUCUUGGAGUCCAUUCGAAUCGAGAACUCCUAAACGCUACCAAUGAAACUUUCAACCUCUGUUCCCUGCGUCUUCGUGACUUUCGCGCAGAGUUGGGCAGAAUUUAUUAUUAAUAAGAACGCUAGUGGAAUACUUCAUUCCAAUCAUUUAAAUUCUAAUUUUUAUUCAACUUUUAUUCGAGACUUGUUUACAGAUAAAAGUUUGGACGUUUUUGUGUCGAAUCUGAAACACGAGAACAUUCUACAAUUUAGAUUGUAAUUUUUAUCGAACAAAUAACGGACCAAUGGUUUUCCACAAUUUUUCGUAUCCAGAUUUCGCCCACCUCUGCUUUUUCACGCGCGACUUUCGGCACACAUAACUUGACAAUUUUAACCUGUAAUUUAUUUCUCGUAAUGAGUUAAGCGUGCGCUGUUUUCUCGUGCGUCGUUUUAUUUUUGAAAAAUUUAUUGUAAACGAACACCUUUGCUGGCAAGGACAGCGUUCCCUCGACGAAGAGCGCUUUAGCGAUAUCGUGUCGUUUCAGGGGGCGAGGAGGAGUCGUUGUCAACUUUUUGGAUAUUUGUAUGGUGUUGUUGUAAGAAGUGGGGCUCCUUUUCGUCGGUCUGUAUGUACACGAUGUGUUUUGUGAUGAGGAAAAUAAGAAUUAAGCGUCGAGGAACAUUUGUCUCGCGAAUCGGCCAUCACGUACUGCGUGCCUUUUUCACCAAGUAAUAAAUUCAGGGAUAGGCAAACUUCCGGUCGAAUAAAAAAUAAAUAAAAACUGAGAAAAAGAUUUUCUUAUCGAUAUACAAUAUCGUAUAAUUGCUUAAUAUGGAUUUUCAAUUUUCAUUAAAUCGCUAACGCGUCAAAUGUUGUUCAUCGUUUAUUCGUUAUUCGAGAAUUGUAUUCGAAUUAGAGUUUUGUCUAUCUCUAAACGAAACACCGCAACGUUGGUGAUUCCAAGGGCUCCUCGUGCACAUGAUUCUCUCUCUAUUUCUGAUGUCUUGUUUUUUUUUUUUUUUUUUUUUUAACGAAAAAUUGUGCACGAGGAUCGGAGGAAACACCGAACGUAAUUUUAAAACCCGGACCUUUUUAGCGGCUAAGACGACGAUAGAUGAAUUGAUAAUGUGAUCGAACUCUCGUUGUUACGAUCGACUGAAUUUAAGAUGCAUACAAAAUGCCAGUUAGGAAACGAGCGAGAAAAGCGGUGGCACAAAAAACGUAUGAAAGUAAAGGAAACCACAAUGUGAUUUAGUCUGUAAGUGAAAACCCCAUUAGAGUAUACAUAUAUAUAUAUCUAUGUAUAUACGUAUAUGUGUAUAUAUAUGUAUACGAGCGUGUCUGUAUAUGUAUACAUAUAUGUAUAUAGUUGGUACAGUGAUAACGAAACGACGAUAAGCGCAGCAUAUAUAGAGUUAUAUAUAACCCUAUACAUGAGAGUAAAUAUUGCUAUUAUUAUGUAAUAUUAUAUAUAUGUAUAUAUAUGUGUAUAUAUAUGUAUACAUAUGCAUAUAUGUAUAUGUAUGUAUGUAUUGUCUGCCGACGAGAGCAGAAGAAUCUUUUUUUACGAAUAAUUUUAUUUUUGAAUGAAAUACAAUGAAAAAUAAAAUUUCAUUAUAUUGAACGUA
Hylaeus anthracinus is the source of this 7178-nucleotide messenger RNA. It is a transcript of the gene Jra, whose product is annotated as transcription factor Jun. Gene Ontology annotation, cellular component: transcription regulator complex. Bases 664 to 1473 code for a protein of 269 amino acids. The transcript has a single exon. Gene Ontology annotation, molecular function: transcription factor binding; RNA polymerase II cis-regulatory region sequence-specific DNA binding; DNA-binding transcription factor activity, RNA polymerase II-specific. Gene Ontology annotation, biological process: regulation of cell population proliferation; regulation of transcription by RNA polymerase II; regulation of cell cycle. Lineage: Eukaryota; Metazoa; Arthropoda; Insecta; Hymenoptera; Colletidae. The record is from RefSeq and is a predicted model, not a curated record.